GAGUAGAGAAAUGUCUUAUACUUGUUCUUAACUUGAAGUGUUUCUGAUUGAUAGUUCCCCAAACUCUUAACAGAAUAAGAAGCAGAGGAAAAUGGGACUAAUUCCACCUCUCUACCCCACCCUCAGGUAUCCGUUGUUUUUAUCCUUCUAAACCUUUUGCAUCAUGCUAAGAUUAAUGCUUUAAAAAUCAACUCUGCUGAUCGGUACUAACUGGAUAAACUGAUGGCUCCACUCCCAGAGCAGAAGAAUGACAGGUAGCAUGCUGGGGGAGAAAGCACCUGGAAGCCACCCAAAAUGCCCUAGGUUAAUUUAUCCAAAUCUAAUCAAUUCAUGCAUGUAUCAAGGCCCAAUUCCUGUCCUCCUCAAGGCCAGCUCACAAGGACUCUUCCCUGAGUUCUGAAAGAGGUGCCACACAAUUUCAGGUACCGUAUGUCCUGAUGCUAAUCCUAACUCCUGUGGGCUUAUCUCCAUGACAGGUUUGUGAGCAUCUUUUGUCACCAUCUGCUUUGAGUACCCCGUAUCAUACUGAAUAUAGACAUUGCAAAAAUUCAAUAAGUACUUGUUUCAUUAGGCUUUCUGGCUCAAUACAUACAUUUGUACUGGUUGUGGGCUGAGACUUUCCCUCAGGCUUGAUUCACUUUUCGGCAACUAGGAAAAUAGCUCUGCAGGAGUACUCAGUUCUCACAAGGUCACACAGUAAAAUAUAAUGCAGAGUCCUAAGGCAAUCGAGGCCACUUUCAUUUGGUCAAAUGUAAUAAAACCAGAAUUAGAUUAUUGCUCCCUUCGUCUUGAGGUAAAAAUAGCUUUUUCCCACCCUCACUCUGGUUUACACUCCCUCAUUAUGUGACUUUUUAUUUUAAGCAUGAAUGCUUUAACUCUGGUGUCACCUUAGACCUACAGUAGUUCUUAUGUUCUCACAAGUGUGGCCAGAGGUCAUAACCACAAAAUGUAAUAAAAUGCUUGCUGAAUCCAAACUGCCUACGUUUCUACUCUUGGAGUCAGGGUAAGUCAUAAAAUGACCAUAAGGUCAAGUGGCCAAAUAAGUACUGCACAUUAUAAACAGCUAACUACUUUCUGUCAUUCAUUCAAAAUCAUCAAAAGGACUACAUUGGUAAGCGGUGAGGUCCUUAAAGUCUUUAUGGAGAGGCUUAAUGACAGUAAGUUAGGAGAUGCUGAAAGCAGUAAACCAAUCUGACAAGGGAUGAGGCUAGAUAAUACCCCUUCCAACUUGAAGAUUCUAGAAAGUUGAACUUGUCAGAAAGCAUGGGACAGCAUUUAAUUUAUCUCAGGCCACCAUUGCCUGAAUAAUUCUGAGGUUCCCCCAGCACUCAAUAUUAUCUGCGAAUGGACCACUGAGUUAUUUACUGGCCAUCUCAUUAUCAAAGACAUGUAUCAUGAAGACUCAGAGCCCGGAUGUUUACAUAACUAAUGUAAAAUACAAGAGUUAUAAUUAAUUACUGAGAAGAGAAAAUAAUGUAUGCAUUAUCAAGGGCUACACAAACGUAUGAUGGUGUUUUACCAGGCUUCUGAAUUCCCAAAACUCUGUUGCCCCUUUCAAGUUAAUGAGGAAGAGACUGGACUGUAAAAAAUCAGUUCCUAGUACAAAUUCACACUGAGGUUUCUGGAGCACAUCCAAUUACCACGGCGACUAAAUGAAGUACACCAGCAUAGUAGAAAUCAAUAGAUCUGACAUUAGGACAGCAAACAUCCUCACUGUAAAUAAAAAACUGGUAGUCACAGUAUCCGUGCUCUCUCUCCACAAGCUCAGAAUGAAAGAAGUCUCAUACUCAGACCCCUGAUUCUUUAAGGUGUCCCGUCCCGUCUUCCAAAGCCUUACUAUACUGAUCUCACUUUCUGGAUUUAUUUUUCCGGUUGUGGCAAGAACUUGUUUGAUUUCCCACAGCUGUCAGUGGUUUUAAGUCCUUGCCCAGAAACGUCACAGGAACGGACAGAAUGUUUUCUACAGAAUCCAUCCACAGUUCCUGAAUUUGAGGUUGGAUACUUAAAGAAGAUUAUUUGAAGACUCAUUUUGGAAUCAAAUAGCAUGGAUCCCAGCAGUGACUACCAUUUCCUCAACCAGAUUUUGUGGAGAAGAGUGAAACUCACAUUGGUUUGUGGCAUCUUCGAGGGAGUGCUCCAGCAUGUGGACCCUAACAAGAUUGUUGUCCUGAAGAAAGUGAAGAACGUGGAGACUGAUCGAAGUGUCCCAGGAGUGAAGAUGUUUUUUGGACACGAGAUUGUGAAUGUGGAACUACUGGAUGAAGAAGAACAAGGUGCAGUAAGAGAAAAGGCAUCUUCUGUUAGUCUAAAUACAGAAAGAAACAGGAUGGAUACAAUAAAAGAUGAAGACCUAAAUGUAUAUAAGCCUGCUUCUCCUGCCUGUGAGGCACCAACCACCUCUCUGCUAAAUGACCUCAAGUACAGCCCAUCAGAGGAAGAGGAGGUGACAUACACAGUCGUUGAUCAGUUCCAGCAGAAAUUUGGUGCUGCAAUGCUCCACAUCAAGAAGCAAAGUGUCCUGAGUGUGGCAGCAGAAGGAGCUAAUGUGUGUCGUCAUGGGAGACUAUGUUGGCUUCAGGUGGCCACAAAUAGGCGAGUUUACUUAUUUGACAUUUUUCUUCUGGGAAGUCGUGCUUUCAGCAAUGGACUUCAGAUGGUAUUAGAAGACAAGAGAAUUUUGAAGGUUAUCCAUGAUUGUCGUUGGCUUUCUGAUUGCCUCUCUCAUCAGUAUGGAAUUUUGCUGAAUAAUGUCUUUGACACCCAGGUAGCAGAUGUCCUUCAAUUUUCCAUGGAAACAGGCGGCUUUCUUCCAAACUGCAUUAGUACUUUACAGGAGAGUUUAAUCAGACACCUUAAAAUAGCCCCUAAAUAUCUCUCCUUUCUGGAAGAGAGACAAAAACUGAUUCGGGAAAACCCAGAACUAUGGUUCACACGACCUAUUUCACCCUCUUUGCUAAAAAUUUUGGCCCUGGAAGCUACCUACCUGCUCCCCCUUCGCUUGGUACUCCUAGAUGAAAUGAUGUCUGAUCUAACUACCCUGGUGGACGGGUACCUAAACACCUACCGAAAAGGGUCUGCAGACUGGCUGGGAGGCAUGGAGCUUACAUGUAUGGAGCUCCCAGAGGAACUGCUUCAACUCAAGGACUUCCAGAGACAGCGCAGAGAGAGAGCUGCAAAAGAAUAUAGAGUAAAUGAACAGGGACUCCUAAUAAGGACAGAACUACAUCCAAAGAAAUCUAUGACAGAGACAGCAGGGAAAGAGGGAAAAGUAAGAGAUUUCUUACUUUGUAAAAAUUCUAGGCUAGAUAAAGCUCCACAUUUUACAUCUCACAAGGAUGUAAAUUUGCUAAAUGAAGAAUCUAAGAGUAAGCAAACCACAGCGGAACCUCAACAUCUACCUCCCAUAAAGGAAGAAGUCAGUGAAGAUUCCAGUAACAAACGAAUUUGCCCUGAGUCAGAGGGGUUUAAGGACCAGAGAAUAACUCAAAAAGAAUACCUCAAGAUACCUAAACAAGAGUUUCAGACAAAUUUAUCUUUGAAAGAGGAGAUAGAACAGUUACUGAUGGUGGAAAACAAGGAAGAUCUAAAAUAUACAAAACAAGAUGUUUUAGUGUCUCCUUCCCUUCCUCAGGAAACCAGAGUGUCUCCAAGUGACAUUUUUCAUCCUUUUAGAAAAGCUGUGCUUCCCACACUUCCUCCCUGCCCAGCUUUGGAGAAGACUGAUUCCUGGAUAAAUCCAGAUUCUCCCAAUCUGCCUUAGAGAUCUGCAGUUUGUUCUUGAGGCCAAUAAAGGUGGCUUAUUUCCUCUGCCAUCAAGGCCUUCCUCAGUGCUUAAGUUUAUUGUGUUGUACAUUAGUCACAGGCUUUGGGGGAAAUUAUAUCCUCUUGCUUACUCCUAUAUUCUUGGAAUUUGAUUAGGAUGGGAAUGAAUAAGUUAAAUAAUGGAAGAAGUAAAUGUUCUGAUUAUGUCACUGUGUAGAAAUGUUCCCUGUGGCCAGACUGAAUUAUUUCUCAUAAUUUGGGUUUAAAGGAUUUGAAGAAGGGAAAAAUUUUGGACUUAGUGUCUGGAAGAAUCUAUACUUUAAAUUUUUUGUUGUUUUUUCUGGUUUGAAGGGUGUUGGUAAAACUCUUAGCCAUAAGUUUAAAAAUAUUAGUACCUGACAACUUUACCUGUACUUUUUUCCAUUUUAGAAUAUUAACUUUGUCAAUUAUACCUCAAUAAGAUGAAAACUAUUAACUUUAUUUUUGAAUUUUAAAUGUUUGGUCUGUCUUAUGUCAUAGACAAACAAUAGUUUAUGUUAUUACAGGAAUCAAUAUCCCAGUUUUAAUUUCUUUUCAUUCCAUUUACUUUUAGAGAGUUUUGUCCAUUUCCCUAACAAAGCAGGGCCUUCUUUAGAGUAUGUCUAUUAUGUAAACUUGAAGUUUGAGUCCACUCUGUUUGCCUGGAGUUGGUAUGCCUUCUUAGGGUGAAAGGAAGGUAGCCUGUACUGAGCCCUUUUUAUGUUGAAUACUUGCAAGUUGCUCAUUCUUUUGUGUAUAAUAACCAGUAAACAUGUUUGGUAUUAGGUUAUCUCUCACUUUUCUUCAUUGGGUCAGGGUAGGAAUAAAUUGGAAUGUGUCUGGAUUUCUAGGUCUAGAAUCCAGUGAGAAAUCUGUAACUUUUUUUUUUUUUUUUUGCGGUGCUGCACGUCCUGUGGGAUCCUAGUUCCCUGACCAGGGAUGAACCUGGGCCACAUCAGUGAAAGCACCGAGCCCUAACCAUUAGACUGCCAGGGAAUUCCCUAGAAAUCUGUAAUUUGACUGUUAUACAGGCCUCUACUACUUAGGGGAGACAGGGACAGUCUAUAAUUAGGAACAUCCUUGUCUGUGCUCAUCGAUUCUAUCAUGAGUACCACUGAAAGAACAGCUGUGUCUUCCAAAUCCCAGAGCCCAGAUCUGGUUUAAGCUUAAGAUGAAGGCAGGACUAAGAGCAGUCAGCUCAGCCCUGCAGUUGCUGUCCCUCACUUUGUCCAUAGUUUAGAAGGUCAUUGGAGGCCAAGGUGGUUUCUGGUUCAUCCUGGGUGAAUGUGUUUUCAGGUUGAGCCCAGAAAGUGGUUAAUCUAGGUUUACUCUGGAAAGGGCAUGAAUUUCUGUGAAAUUCAUAGAAUUGAUUUAGCUUCUUAUGGAACCAUACCACACACAAUUUUUAUACAUACAUACAUGUAAAUAUACAGGCUACAAAGAAAAAUGUGA
Molecule: messenger RNA, 5232 nt
Organism: Physeter macrocephalus (sperm whale)
Lineage: Eukaryota; Metazoa; Chordata; Mammalia; Artiodactyla; Physeteridae
Gene: EXD1
Product: exonuclease 3'-5' domain containing 1
Exons: 12
Coding region: 2045-3760 (571 amino acids)
Biological process (GO): piRNA processing
Cellular component (GO): PET complex
Molecular function (GO): nucleic acid binding; 3'-5' exonuclease activity
Source: RefSeq, a predicted model, not a curated record